This is a messenger RNA of Xiphias gladius (swordfish), 2009 nucleotides long. It is a transcript of the gene fance, whose product is annotated as FA complementation group E. Bases 21 to 1547 code for a protein of 508 amino acids. The record is from RefSeq and is a predicted model, not a curated record. Gene Ontology annotation, cellular component: Fanconi anaemia nuclear complex. Gene Ontology annotation, biological process: interstrand cross-link repair. The transcript is spliced from 10 exons. NCBI's taxonomy places the organism in Eukaryota, Metazoa, Chordata, Actinopteri, Istiophoriformes, Xiphiidae.
CCGGGACUCUGAACGCCGGUAUGUUUCUGAGUCGGUUUGACAGUCGGUCGAAGCUGCUGGUUCGGUCGUUAAUGGCUGGAGCCUCCGGUGCGCACAGGGCUCUGGGCGUCUUCCACAGGCAGCAGCGGGCUAACCCCGAAAUGUCACUGUCUAACUUCAUGGAAACUCUGUGCCAAGACGAAAUAACCAGUCCGGAGAUUGGAGCCCAGCCGCUAACUGCUAAACCCCUGGUGUGCCUGUUUCCAGUAUUGUUCAAACAAAAUCUGCUGUCCUUCAUCUACCUGGUUCACUCAGUUCUUCCUCAGACCUCUAUCCUCCAUCUGCUCAAAUGCCUGAGCCAGGACUCUCAUCCAAACCCCUGGGUCACCGCUUUGGGUAGACAGCUGGAGAGAAGCCUGGGGACUCACAAUGAGGAGCCCCUGUACACUCGACCAUGCAGCCAGAGACUCAAGGAGCUGUCACAGCGUUUGGUUGGUUUUGGUGAGACCGGAGGAUGGGCCAAGUGCCUCAGCGGUCAAACAGUAGAAUCUGAAUCUCUGCGAGCGUCUGGUUUAUCGGAGCUGGGGACUCAAAGGAAAAGGAAAGGCAGUUUUGUCACUCUGGACUCAGGCGAUGAGGAAACGGGACACCAGAUUAAACGGAUAAAGAUGGAUGGCUGUGGUGGUGAGCGUGUUGAUGCAGAAGAACAGAGCACAAAUGAGGUGACAUCAGGAAGGUUAGAAAGAGAUGCUCCAGCAGAAACUCCUGCUGAAGAACAGGCAGCACCAGACAGUCCAAGUCAUUCCCUGCCUGAACAUAUAAAGGUCUCUGUUCUUCAAAUAAAAGAAUUACUGGAAAGUCAGACAGAGUGGGACCAGAGCUCCAUGGAUGUGUUCAAAGUGCUGAAUGACUGUGACCCUGCCCAAAUGGAGGUGUUAUGUAGCACGCUGAGUUUGCCUGCUUUACCGGAGCAGACUCUGCCUAAACUGUGCAGCAGUGUCUUGACUCUCUCUCUUGACCUCAGCUACAGCUCAGCAGCAACACUCAUCAAGAGCCUCCUGCUGGAGAAGGUCCUUUCCCUGUCAGAACCGGCCUCCAGAUGCCUGGUUACUGCAGCAACAUCACUGUGUAGCCAAUAUCCCAGACCAAUGUGCCACGCUCUGGUCGGACCAGUUCUAAUGGAGAAGAACAUAGGGAAUCCACAGGCUGAGCUGCUGAACAGGCUGAUAGAAGGCUGCCUGGAUUCCCACUACAGACUAUUGCUGCUUCAAAUGACGUUCAAAAUUGCAUGGAGUGAGGCAUUGCUCUCCAUUAUCCACAGCUUGCUAGACUCCAAGCCUGACUUGAAUGAAGAAGUGUUCACACAAUUCACUGAACAGCUCGUCAGCCAGGGUCCUCAGUUCACAAAGUCUGUGAAGUUUGCGAAAAUGAUGCUAACAGUGCUCACCAAAUAUAGCAGCCAUGUGACUGCUGCACACAAACACUCCCUGUCUGGUUGCCUGUUGUUAAAUGAGACCUUCCUGAAAAAGUCUCUUCAGGCUGCUUUGAAAAGAAUAACGCACACAUGAAGUGAUAACAAUUUACUUUAAGUUCCUCUACUACGCAUUUAUAAGCAGUAUGCACACAUUUAACAAAUGGUGUAUAAACUAUUACAAAGUAGUUGUGAGAAGAGAUACGAACAUUUAAAGUGUUAAUAAAUGUACAGUAUCUAUCAGCAAGUAUAACGUCUCCUCUGAAGACAUAUUUUAUAUUAUUACACGUGUGUUUUACUAUAUUAUCAGUCAUUAUAUGUUUAUACACCAGCCUCCACUUAUGGAUGUGUUAUAGGAGGAGUUAUAGUCUUUGACGUUAAUCAAUAAAUACUUAUAUCUGCUUAUAGCUACAUUGUAAUUGAUUAUUAAGUAUUUAUUACAUGUUUAUAUAGUGCUUAUAAAUGCUAAAUAGGGGGACUUAAAGUUUUACCCAUGAGUUUUUUUUUCUGACCUAAUGCAUGUUAAUAAACCUGUUAAAAUCAGUUCUUGUCUACUUCU